GGCACCGAGCGCCACGUCUCCCUGACAUCGCCGGCGCCGGACAUGGCUGUGCUAGAGCUACACUUCGUCCGGAGCUGCUACCACUACCCCAGCCGCGAUGACGCGGACAGGACGCGGGUGCUGUUCUGGCUGUCCGUCCGGAGCUUCACCAACGCCAGGGUCCUCAAGCUCAGGAUGAACAGCCUCGACGACAUCGCCGUCGGCAAGGCGAGGCGGGCCGAGCUCCUGUGCACGUUCCGCGACGCCGUGCGCCUGGAGCUGGAAGGCGCGCACCAUCCCACCACGAGCAAGGCGGCGGCGGCGGCCCUCGCCAACCUGCUCCGCUGCUGCCCUGUGGUUCGGGAGCUCAGGCUGAAGCUCAGCACUGUGCCAUCCAACUCUUUCAUCAACAGUCCUGAAUACGGCUCGGCAUUCUUGGAAAGGAAAGAUCGGCUGGACUAUGAGAAAUCAGUCGACCGCUUCAUGCGCCGCAGACUGAAUCCUGUGAUUGCCACGGAUGGUACUGACGAACAUGAUCGGGUUCCUGAUGAUGAUGACAUCCCUGGCUUGAGUGGGCACUCGCUCACCUGCUUGCAGAGUAGCCUGAGAAGAAUUGGCCUGCAGUUUCGCCUGGAAAAUAACUCCAGCUGCUUUGGAACACGGCUGGUAAAAUUCUUCACCGCCAAUGCAAAGGUUCUUGAAGAAAUCUAUGUUCACAGCGGCAACCGGAAACUGUGCGAGCACAUGAAGCUCAAUGUGGAGAGAUGGAUUGCGACUACCUCAUCCAACGUUUGCUUCAAACGCAAGAACCUCGCAGACAGCUCAAUGGGCUUCCCACCAGAUUUGCUGUCUUACCACUUGAAAGGCGAAGCUAGAUGAAUUGCGACUUUUGGUGCUAAAAAUAUGAAGUUCUGAAUUAAUGUAAGGAUUGGAAUAACAAGCUGUCCUUGAUGAA
Molecule: messenger RNA, 934 nt
Organism: Panicum virgatum (switchgrass)
Lineage: Eukaryota; Viridiplantae; Streptophyta; Magnoliopsida; Poales; Poaceae
Exons: 2
Coding region: 43-858 (271 amino acids)
Source: RefSeq, a predicted model, not a curated record